Molecule: messenger RNA, 3376 nt
Organism: Cryptotermes secundus
Lineage: Eukaryota; Metazoa; Arthropoda; Insecta; Blattodea; Kalotermitidae
Product: zinc finger protein on ecdysone puffs
Exons: 14
Coding region: 187-2904 (905 amino acids)
Cellular component (GO): nucleus
Source: RefSeq, a predicted model, not a curated record
CUCGCUAAUUGGUAAUUUUACUUUGCAACCUGUAUCGCGUAGAUAUUGUCCGUGAUUGGUGGUGAAGAUCAAGGCUUGGCGUAUGUGUAGUUCGUCGUAUAUAAAUUGUCGAUAAGAGUUUUGUGACAAGUUAAGCACCCCCUACGUGUUUAUGCAAGUACAAUAAGUAGACACAAAAUUGCAGUGAUGUCUCGUGGCCGAGGUUUUAGUGGGAGGGGAAGUUCAUUCCGUGGGAGAGGAGGAUCAGAUGGUGGCAGCUGGGGUAGCGAGAGCAGCAGCCGUGGACGAGGUGGAUUUUCAGGUCCUUCAAGAGGGCGCUAUAGUUGGUACAAAGAACAUUCCUCAAGUUUUGAUUCUCGAAGCAGGUACCCAUCAGGUGGCGUAAGCAGCAGUAGUGGUGAUAGAUAUGGCAGUCGAGGUCGUGGAGACGACUCCAGCUAUCGCCGUUAUAGCCGUAUGGAUGGACCAGGUUACUCAACUCGUGAUCACAGUCACCAUAGAUCUCCAGAGCCCCAACGCAAACGUUUGAGGACUGAUCAUGAUUAUGUACAGGCCUCGUCUAGCCGCCGCAGCCACGAAGGCAGCUACGGGGGUGGGAGUGAUUACAGUAACCGUUACGGUUACUCCGAGGAGAAGGGAGGCUAUGCGGAUGAAAGGGGCCGCGGUUACCGCGAGGAGAGGCGGUCCGCCAGUAGUUUCAGAGACCGAUCAAGGGAGGAUUAUCCCCACAGAAAGGCUGAACAGCUGGAUUCAAGCAUGCCCCCACCCUCAAGUGCCCCCCCUCGGCAUCUUUCCUCCCCCCGAGGCUCCUUCAGGGGGCGCAUUAGCGGCAGGGGAACGAGAGGCAUGUCGAGAAUGAUUUUCCCCAGACGAGUCGACUCCUUACUCAUCAGGAAGAAAAGCAUUUUGGAUUCUAGUUACACCUUCCGAAAAAGAAUGUUAGCAGCAAGAUCACAAGUUGAGAACCUAAGGAGGCUCAGGCUUCAGAAGCUACGGAGGAUUAGGGAAGCUACAGUGUCUGCUAAAAGGGAUGGCCAAGGAGAGAAAGAAGGAUCUAAAGCUACUGAAGACAUCAGUGAUGAGGAUGAGAAAGAAGAUAAUUGGGAUGAAGACAUGGAAAAAACUGAUGAUGUUGCUGACGAUGAUGAAGAUGAUGACGAACUGGAGGAAGGUGAAACUCCCGACAAGAAAGAGAAGACGAAGGUAAAGGAAAAGAAGAAAGAACCAAAGGCAUCAGUCAAGGAUGAUGAAAGAGAGGAAGGUGAAGAGGUUGAUGAUGAGGAGGAGGAGGAGGAAGAGGAUGACGAAGACAGGGAUUCUGUCUCCGAUACAGCAUCACCCCCCAAGAAAUCCGAUGUGAAGAAUGAAGGAGGUGUACAUGUUACAAUUAAGCAAGAUUCGGAUGCUCGUGCAGUGAGUGAAGAAGGUCGCAAACGCAUGCCACGAUCAACAAUGAGUGGCAGGCCGUAUAUCCGUUUGAACUGCCCCCACUGUUAUGUUCGCUGCAUCACAUUCAAGGAAUAUACAUUACAUUUGUACACAUCAAAGCAUAUAAGUAUGAUGCGCAAACAGUCACUCAGACACAAGCAAACGCUUGCACGUAUGCGCAUGAGCCAGAGACAGAAGCAGAGACUUCUGGAGGAAAAUGAUGAAGUUCAUGGGAAUCUAGCACUUCGCUCAAAUUUCUGUCCCAUAUGCAAGCUGAAUUACAGGCAGCUGAAAAUAAAGCACCAGGCUUCUGAUUCUCACCGGGCCAUGAAAAAGUUCCUGAUGCCGUACUGCCGUGUUUGCCGUAUUGGAUUCAAAUCUCCUAUGCUGUAUGAAAAUCACAUUUGCUCCUUGGACCAUCUUAAGAGAAAAGCAAGACUUGAAGAGCGUAUGAUGCACCUGCGUGAUCGAAGCAGGGAUAUAGAGGAUGAUGAUGGAAGUGGAAUGGACGAUGACAAGGACUUGAAUAUGGACAACUUUAUGAUACUCGACUCUGUUGGUACUGUUGAUGAUACUGGUGAUGAAGGAGAUGGUGAUGAGGGGAAACCAAGAAGUGAAAAAGACAAGAAAGAGGCUGAAGAGAGGAAGUCAAAACCUGAAAUUAACCUUGGCUCGGAGUAUGUAAAGAAAAUCGAGGUGUACUUCUGUGAGUUGUGUCGCCUCUACUUGCCACGGUUGGACCAACCAGAGAGAGCACUUUCAAUUCACUGUCGCACUCGGACCCAUCUGCAGCGAUAUGUCCGUUACCGUGAUGAUAGAGCACUAAGAAACAAAGCAGAGAAGAUACAUCAUCGCAAGGAGGUUGCAAAAGAAAAUGCUGCAAAGGAGGCAGAGGCUAAGAAAAACUUGGAAGAAAAAACUGAAGGUCAAGAUGAGAAAAAAGGUGAUAAUGGCGUUUCAAACGAAAAGGAGGCUGCUGGUAAAGUAUCCGUUAAUGAUGACACUGAGGCAGGCACAAAGAAGAGCAGUACAGAGGGGAUGGCAGAGUUGUCACAACAAGGCCGUGGUACGUCUGCGGAAACUACUGGAGAUGGAGGAGCAGAGGGUGAUGGAGAUUUGGAUCAGGAUCUAGAAAGUGGAAUGGAUGACAAAUUGUGGGCAGAUGUUGAUAAGGAUCUUGGAGAACUGCUGCGUGAAGUGGAGCCCGGUAACAAGUCUUCAGAUGAGGAUGAUGAUUCACAUGCUGAAGGAGGACGAUAUGACAGAUUUAGAUACAGUGAAAAGGGAAGUACAGCCACUGCAGAUCCACAUGCUGAGGGAAAUUCCAACAAGGCAGCAACAGAGGCUGAUGAAAUUGUAACAAAGUCUGAUGCAGGAAAAGGUGCAAAAGAAGUUGCAAAUGCAAUGUCACCUAUAGAGGAUAAGAAACAGGCAGUGAAUGACAUUCCUGCUGCUGCUGCUGAUGCAAGUAACUGAAGGGUGUUGUCAUUUAUUUUAUCUUUUCCACGUUAAUCAUAAAAUACUGCUUUAUAUUUGCACAAUAUGUUGUUAAAAAUAAUAGAAUUAUGUUUAGUAGUUGUCAUUUGGCAAGUCUGAAAUAUAAUUAGUUCAGUGAAGCAUUUUCUUUAGCUGUCUUAGCUAUACAAAUUAUCUGUGUAUUACCUGUUAACAGACAAGUCUAUAGCCAAUAUAAAUGAGAAAGUCAUGGUUUUUAGGGUAACUACCAGUUACGAAAAGGGACAUCUGUUGUGAAUUCAUAGAUUGUAUCCCUUUACAUGUGUGUUAUCGAGAGCUGUAGUUUAAGUUCGAGAUUCAACCUAAGUGGGGUAGUAAAGACAUAAAUUUCACUCAUAUCCAAACUUUAUUUGGCGGAAGGUGUAUUUGUAUUACCUGUCUGUUGAGCGUGGCUUAAUGCAAAUGCUAAAAUAAAGUAAAAUAUGCAUGCUUG